Gracilinanus agilis (Agile Gracile Mouse Opossum) is the source of this 1251-nucleotide messenger RNA. It is a transcript of the gene GPRC5B, whose product is annotated as G protein-coupled receptor class C group 5 member B. Gene Ontology annotation, cellular component: signaling receptor complex; plasma membrane; extracellular exosome. The coding region runs from base 64 to 1227 and encodes 387 amino acids. Gene Ontology annotation, biological process: G protein-coupled receptor signaling pathway. Gene Ontology annotation, molecular function: G protein-coupled receptor activity; protein kinase binding; protein kinase activator activity. The record is from RefSeq and is a predicted model, not a curated record. The transcript is spliced from 4 exons. NCBI's taxonomy places the organism in Eukaryota, Metazoa, Chordata, Mammalia, Didelphimorphia, Didelphidae.
UGGCGGCUGCGAAAGAAGCGGGAGAGUCCGUCCGGCUGUGGGGCCGCCGGUGCGGAGAGAAAAAUGAGAACCCACCUGGCCCUCUCAUUUCUCCUCUUCUUUGUGAUUGGCUAUGGCUCCUCAGAGAACGCCAGCACCUCUCGAGGCUGCGGGCUUGAUCUCCUCCCUCAGUACGUGUCCCUGUGCGACCUGGAUGCCAUUUGGGGAAUCGUGGUGGAGGCAGUGGCGGGGGCCGGGGCCCUGAUCACACUGCUGCUGAUACUCAUCCUCCUGGUGAGAUUGCCCUUCAUCAAGGACAAAGAGAAGAAGGGGCCCCUGGGCCUGAACUUCCUGUUCCUCCUGGGGACCCUGGGCUUGUUUGGACUGACGUUUGCUUUCAUCAUCCGAGAGGAUGAGACUAUCUGCUCAGCGCGUAGGUUCCUGUGGGGGGUGCUCUUUGCCCUGUGCUUCUCAUGCUUGCUCAGCCAAGCGUGGAGGGUCCGGAGGCUGGUCCGCCAUGGGAAAAGCCCCUCGGGCUGGCACCUCACUGGGAUGGCCAUCUGCCUGAUGCUGGUCCAGGUCAUUAUUGCCACAGAGUGGCUAGUCUUAAACGUGGUCCGGGAUAAGAAGCUAGCUUGCAGCUAUGAACCCAUGGAUUUUGCAUUGGCCUUAAUUUAUGACAUGGUCCUGCUGGUGGUGACCCUGGGGUUGUCCCUCUUCACCCUCUGUGGGAAAUUUAAGAAGUGGAAGAAGAACGGCGUGUGCCUCAUCCUCACCACCUUCCUCUCCAUCCUGAUCUGGGUGGCCUGGAUGACCAUGUACCUUUUUGGCAAUGCAGAACUAAGGAGAGGGGAUGUGUGGAGCGACCCCACCCUGGCUAUCGCCUUGGUAUCCAGCGGGUGGGUAUUCGUCAUCUUCCACGCUAUUCCCGAGGUACACUGCUCCAUCCUCCCGUCACAACAAGAGAGUACACCCAACUACUUUGACACGACGCAGCCCAGGAUGCGAGAGACGGCGUUUGAAGAGGAUGUCCAGCUUCCCCGGAGCUACAUGGAAAACAAAGCUUUCUCUAUGGAUGAACACAACGCAGCUCUCCGAACUGCAGGAUUUCGAAAUGGUAGUCUGGCAAACCGACCCAGUGCUCCAUUUAGAAGCAAUGUUUAUCAGCCCACUGAGAUGGCAGUUGUGCUAAAUGGUGGGACUAUCCCAACUGCUCCGCCAAGUUACACUGGAAGACACCUCUGGUGAAAGGCUUUUACAAAGUUCCAGAGA